Tachysurus vachellii is the source of this 3563-nucleotide messenger RNA. It is a transcript of the gene crsp7, whose product is annotated as cofactor required for Sp1 transcriptional activation, subunit 7. The transcript is spliced from 3 exons. Gene Ontology annotation, biological process: regulation of transcription by RNA polymerase II; positive regulation of gene expression. Bases 204 to 1952 code for a protein of 582 amino acids. Gene Ontology annotation, cellular component: nucleus; core mediator complex; mediator complex. Gene Ontology annotation, molecular function: transcription coregulator activity. The record is from RefSeq and is a predicted model, not a curated record. NCBI's taxonomy places the organism in Eukaryota, Metazoa, Chordata, Actinopteri, Siluriformes, Bagridae.
UUUAGAUCCCCAGCACUAGAGCAGAUCAGGAGGCGCUUCACCGCUAUGAAGGCAGAACAAACGCCGUGUGGUGACUCGUGUUUAUUCGCUGUAAUGCUGUGAGUUGUUGAGCGAUCAGCCAUAAGGAACAUGCGGAUAGGACACGUGUCGGAGACCCAGACAGAGCUGUAGUUCCUGCAGUAUAAACACUUCCCCCGGCGGCAAUGACACCGGCCUCCGCAACCCCGCAGCUGAUGAGAGACAAGCUGCUGCAGGCCAUCGACAGCCACAGCAAUAUAUGUAACAUUGUUGCAGUCCUUGAUGUUAUCACCAAUUUGGAGAAAUAUCCAAUCACUAAAGAAGCACUUGAGGAAACUCGCUUGGGAAAGAUUAUUAAUGAUGUCAGGAAGAAGACAAAAGAUGAAGACCUUGCUAAACGUGCCAAGAAACUCCUUCGAAGCUGGCAGAAACUGAUUGAGCCCAGCCAAAAUGAUGCUUCUUCUCGAGGAGUGCCAGGAACCCCAGGCUCAGCCAAUGGCAGUUCUCAUCCGUGCCGAACAGACACACCUCCAGCUGUUCCCCCACCUAGCAUAAAGUCUCCAGAACUUAAGAACAGAAAUGAUGUUCACAACACUUACUCAGCUACAGCGGAAAAGUCUCGAAACCGAAAACACAGGGGGGACCAAAGGGAUGGUCCUCAUCCGCCCUCUAAAAUGCACAAAACAUUAUCUUUUGGACACACGCUUUCCUCCACUCCUCCAUCAAAUGGAUUUAGUGGCAGCCCGGAGACUUUUCUAGAAAGACAGGACAAUGCACCUUCUGAUAGAAAUUGCCCAGAGCAUCUUGACAAUGACAAACAAAACAAAAUCCCUGUAAAUGCUGUUAAGCCUCAUCCAAGUUCUCCAGGGCUUACCAGACUGCCCAGCACUUCAUCCUUACUCAAAACAUCAGUGUUACAGCAGCAAUCAAGAGCAGAAGGAGAUGGAGGUGACAAACACUUAAUCAGUAGUCCACAAUUCUCAUUAAGUCCACAUACUGUAGCUCGUGAGUCGGUGGCUAAAAGGUCUUCAACUUAUGCAUCAAAAGGGACUCUGUUGAGCCCAUCUCAUAAUUCUGCCCAAGUGCCCUCUCUUUUGCCUUUAACCUCCCCAAAUAAAAUGUCUCAUGCUGACGGCCGUCUAACUGUAGACCUAGAGGACUCGGUUCCCUUCAACAGACCUAUUGAGAGAACCUCUGAAUCCCUUCUUAACAGUACAGCUAAGGAGCCUUCAGAACUGUCCAGGCACAAUUUCUCACCCGAGCUUCCUAAAACUGGGACAGAAAGUGCAACCUUGAACAAAAAAAGAAAGAAGUACAGGUCUAGAGACUACAUGGUAAAUCUUCAAGGCCAGUCCUCAGAGGACAGGACAAAGCCUGUGCGCUUAAAAGAGCGCAGAUUGACUUUUGACCCAGUGACAGGACAAAUCAAACCUCUCACUCCAAAGGAAUCUCACCAGGAGGAGGAAUGCCAGGGACCACCAGUUUUAGAGCCUGUGAGGAUUGAGACCCCCCAACAGAAGCCACCUACAACUGCUCAAAACCCUUUUCAGCAAACAAACUGGAAAGAGCUGUCCAGGAACGAGAUCAUUCAGUCCUACCUUAGUCUUCAGAGCAACGUUUUGACUUCCUCUGGAGCUCAAACUCACGGCGCACACUUUUUCAUGACCGAGUAUUUGAAACAAGAGGAAAACGCUGUUCGAGAAUUAAGGAAGACUCACGUUUUAGUCCCGAGCGGCUCGACCGAUGAACUACCGGGUGCAAGUCGAGAGGUGACGCACGAGGACCUUCAUAGAAUAGACAAAGAGCACUGGCCAGGAGUUAAUGGCUGUUAUGACACCAAGGGAACAUGGUAUGAUUGGACAGAUUGUAUAUCUUUGGAUUGUCAUGGUGAUGAGACCAAAUUAAAUAUUCUGCCAUAUGUCUGCCUAGACUGAAAAAACAGCUUUGAUGGCUUUUGGUUUUCAUUGCCCCCACUGUGAGUUUAAAACAAAUGUGUCAGACCUUCUUUAUAUUCAGUACUGAAGUUUUCUGAUACAUGGAGUGAAAUGGGGGCUCUUUGGUUUUCUUAAAUAAAAAGCUAAUUAAAAUAGAUGUCCUGUUUGUAAUGUGCUGCUACCAACAAAUAUUUGCAAACUAGAUUUGUAAGUGUUGGCUCAGUCAGAGUACCUGGGCCAGUUAUUGCACAGCGUGUAUAGGAGUCUGAGCACUAAACAGUGCAGGUUGGAAAGCAAGUCAGAAACUUGUUUGGCAGUUACAAAAAAAAAAAAAAAAAAGCUUUGUGACUUAAAGAAUAAAUUAUACUUUUUUUUUUAUCAUGUAUGCAUCUAUUUAUUUGACUUAAUCAUUUUUCCUACCAGGAGGUUUAUCUGCCAAGAUGUGUGAAUAUCUAAGGCUUUUCAUCACUUUUUUUUUUUCUUCCUUAUCCCCUUUUUAUUUGCGAUGGACAUGCGGUUUGUAAAUGUUGUCUGUCUCGUGCUAUAGAAUGCAGCCACCAACAUUCCAUGUUACAUUUGUUCUGAGUUGAUUCUGCGCAUGUGAAGAGAAGCAAAUCUAUUUUUAGAUCGACAUCUUGAUUAGGGUUUAAUGGAAGUAUAAUAAAUAUAUUUGCUUAGAUCAUUAUACAGAUCAAAGAAAUAUAGGUUUAUUGCACUUCAUGCCACAGUUGAAGAGUUGCAGCAGAGCUUCUGUGUCUCUUAUUUAAAAAAAAAAAAAAAAAUUUGUUCAAAUGCUGGAAAUGAACUUGUUACCAUUCCGUCAGAAGAUGUUUGCCUUAUUGGACACAACAAUUUCAAGAGCCUUUGGGAAUUUAUAGCUUUUUUUUUAAAUACUGUUUUCAGCCCCGUUUUCUCUCUCUCUCUCUUGCGCGCUCUCUCUCUCUCUCUCUCUCGCGCUCUCUCUCUUGCGCGCUCUCUCUCUCUCUCGCUCUCUCUCUCUCUCUCUCUCGCUCUCUCUCUCGCGCUCUCUCUCUCUCUCUCUCACUUGCGCUCUCUCUCGCUCACACGCUCACUCACUCACUCUCUCUCUCUCUCUCUCUCUCACACACACACACACGCAGACAGUGAAUGUGCAUUAUCUGCAUGUCUGUACAUAGUUCUUUCUGUCCAUGUAAAAUGUGUUUGUUUAGUGAGAGGUGAUUCUUUGUUUUGAAGAUCUUUCACAUGCAUCAAUCUGUCAGUAAAUUUAAGAUGUAAAUGCUGAGUGCAGUAUAAUUACACGGUAUCCCCAAUUUUCUUUAUAUUAAAUCUGGUUUGUUUCAUUUUCAUAAUGUUUUGUUAAGGCAGUUAAAGUCAUUUUGCUGCUGACUUGCAAACACUGUGUGCUCUGCUACUUUCGUACCAAUGUGCCUUUAAUGUGUAAAAUGAUAAAAAAAAGGAUAAGGGAAAAAAAAGAAAUUGGAAUGGCUUCAGCUAGCUUAACUUGAAAAGUACAACAUAUUUCUUAAUACCAUGUCCGAUAUUGCAGGGAUACACAUUGUUUUUGAAGCAAUGAGCUCAACCCUUGUUUAGGGUAUCAUGAAUCUGCAAUAAAACCAGAUGGCAAACUAU